AUGGAGCCUAAUACCAUUUCUUCAUUACAAAAUAAUAUCACACUUACUCCGACUACCUCAAAUGCAAGCGAAAGCGCGCUCACUCUGACUACUUCCAACAUGAGUGAAACUGCACUCACUCAGACUACUUUUAACUCAAGUAUGCUUGAUAAUUUAUUACUGGAACCUGUUUACGACGAUUAUAAUGAAAGUGAAAAUUGGAAUGAGAGAACGUCAGCAAUAAUACGUUCGAAGAUAGCUGCUGUACGUGAUUAUAUUAUUGAACAAUCUGAUGGUUCAAAAAUUUGCAAAAUAUGUCGUGCUCGCUUUGGAAAGAAAACUGCAACAUCAACAAUUACUCGCCAUUUUGAUGUAAAGCAUCAUAGUACUUAUCUUGCAAUAAAUCAGCGUGUUCUUGAUAUCAAACGCUUUCAGCCCUAUGGACGCAAAGAUCAGGUCAAAAUUGAUGAUAUCAACAAUAAGCUUACACAUUGGAUUGUUGCAGAUCAAAUGCUCUUUAUACUUAUGGAUAGCGGGUGGUUUAAAUCCUUUAUUCAUUCACUUAAUGAAAGAUAUACUCUUCUUUGUCGACAAAUAAUUGCGAAACAACGAUUCAAAGAAAUAAAGACAAUAACUGAUAUCCUUGUUACAAAACAUCAAAAUCUUCAAGAUAUUUAUUUGACAUAUGCUGAGCGCAAUAUAUUACAA
Ambispora gerdemannii is the source of this 687-nucleotide messenger RNA. The record is from the annotation of a GenBank genome assembly. Lineage: Eukaryota; Fungi; Glomeromycota; Glomeromycetes; Archaeosporales; Ambisporaceae.